Messenger RNA from Pan troglodytes (chimpanzee), 4661 nucleotides. RefSeq names its product zinc finger protein 709 (gene ZNF709). Gene Ontology annotation, cellular component: transcription regulator complex; PcG protein complex; chromatin. Bases 57 to 2222 code for a protein of 721 amino acids. The record is from RefSeq and is a predicted model, not a curated record. The transcript is spliced from 4 exons. Gene Ontology annotation, biological process: negative regulation of transcription by RNA polymerase II; regulation of immune system process; regulation of cytokine production. NCBI's taxonomy places the organism in Eukaryota, Metazoa, Chordata, Mammalia, Primates, Hominidae. Gene Ontology annotation, molecular function: RNA polymerase II cis-regulatory region sequence-specific DNA binding; DNA-binding transcription repressor activity, RNA polymerase II-specific.
GAAGCUGGGCCUGCUAUUGGCUGCGGUUACAGCCUAUCCCUGCAGCCACCUAUUAGAUGACUUCUAUGACACAGGGGGUGGAGCCCGAAUCUACCCAAUCAGGGGCGCUGGGGCGAGCUCUGAACAGUCCAAUCGGGUGCGCCGCCAGGAUGCCUGGGCAACGGUCAACAGGUCAGCGGGGCAGGUCCUUUCUGCAGAGGACGCUACAGGUGGCGCCGCUGCAGCCGCCGUCUGCUGUGACCAGCUCUGACCAAAGGAGGCGUAGUAAGGAAGCCAGGACACCUGGAAGCCGGGAUACGGACUCAGUGGUCUUUGAGGAUGUGGCUGUGAACUUCACCCAGGAGGAGUGGGCUUUGCUGGGUCCCUCUCAGAAGAAACUCUACAGAGAUGUGAUGCAAGAAACCUUUGUUAACUUGGCCUCUAUAGGGGAAAACUGGGAGGAGAAGAACAUUGAAGAUCACAAAAAUCAGGGGAGAAAGCUAAGAAGUCAUAUGGUAGAGAGGCUCUGUGAAAGGAAAGAAGGUAGUCAGUUUGGAGAAACCAUCAGUCAGACUCCAAAUCCUAAACCAAACAAGAAAACUUUUACUAGAGUAAAACCAUAUGAAUGUAGUGUGUGUGGAAAGGACUAUAUGUGUCAUUCAUCUCUUAAUAGGCACAUGAGAUCUCAUACUGAACAUAGAUCAUAUGAGUAUCACAAAUAUGGAGAGAAAUCAUAUGAAUGUAAGGAAUGUGGGAAAAGAUUCAGCUUUCGAAGUUCAUUUCGAAUACAUGAAAGAACUCACACUGGAGAGAAACCCUAUAAAUGUAAACAGUGUGGUAAGGCUUUCAGUUGGCCCAGUUCCUUUCAAAUACAUGAAAGAACUCAUACUGGAGAGAAACCUUAUGAAUGUAAGGAAUGUGGGAAGGCCUUCAUUUAUCACACAACCUUUCGAGGACACAUGAGAAUGCACACAGGGGAGAAACCCUAUAAAUGUAAAGAAUGCGGGAAAACGUUCAGUCAUCCCAGUUCUUUUCGAAAUCAUGAAAGAACUCACUCUGGAGAGAAACCCUAUGAAUGUAAACAAUGUGGAAAAGCUUUCAGAUAUUACCAAACUUUUCAAAUACAUGAAAGGACUCACACUGGGGAAAAACCCUAUCAGUGUAAGCAAUGUGGUAAAGCUCUUAGUUGUCCCACAUCCUUUCGAAGUCAUGAAAGGAUUCACACUGGAGAAAAACCCUAUAAAUGUAAAAAAUGUGGCAAAGCCUUCAGUUUUCCUAGUUCCUUUAGAAAACAUGAAAGAAUUCAUACAGGAGAGAAACCCUAUGAUUGUAAGGAAUGUGGGAAAGCAUUCAUUUCUCUUCCAAGCUAUCGAAGACAUAUGAUAAUGCACACUGGAAAUGGACCUUAUAAAUGCAAGGAAUGUGGGAAAGCCUUUGAUUGUCCUAGUUCUUUUCAAAUCCAUGAACGAACUCACACUGGAGAGAAACCCUAUGAAUGUAAACAGUGUGGUAAAGCCUUCAGUUGUUCCAGUUCCUUUCGAAUGCAUGAAAGAACUCACACUGGAGAGAAACCCCAUGAAUGUAAACAAUGUGGUAAAGCCUUCAGUUGUUCCAGUUCUGUUCGAAUACAUGAAAGGACUCACACUGGAGAGAAACCCUAUGAAUGUAAACAGUGUGGUAAAGCCUUCAGUUGUUCCAGUUCCUUUCGAAUGCAUGAAAGAAUUCACACUGGAGAGAAACCCUAUGAAUGUAAACAGUGUGGUAAAGCCUUUAGUUUUUCUAGUUCCUUUCGGAUGCAUGAAAGGACUCACACUGGAGAGAAACCCUAUGAAUGUAAACAAUGUGGUAAAGCCUUCAGUUGUUCCAGUUCCUUUCGAAUGCAUGAAAGGACUCACACUGGGGAGAAACCCUAUGAAUGUAAACAGUGUGGUAAGGCGUUUAGUUGUUCCAGUUCCAUUCGAAUACAUGAAAGGACUCACACUGGAGAGAAACCUUAUGAGUGUAAACAAUGUGGUAAGGCCUUCAGUUGUUCUAGUUCUGUUCGAAUGCAUGAAAGGACUCACACUGGAGUGAAACCCUAUGAAUGUAAACAAUGUGACAAAGCCUUCAGUUGCUCACGUUCCUUUCGAAUCCAUGAAAGAACUCACACUGGAGAGAAACCCUAUGCAUGUCAACAAUGUGGUAAAGCCUUCAAGUGUUCCCGUUCCUUUCGAAUACAUGAAAGAGUUCAUAGUGGAGAGUAACCCUAUGUAUAUAAGCAAUAUGGCAAAGUUUUCAGUUGUCCUAUUUCCUUUUUUUUUUUUUUUUUGAGUUGAAUUCUCACUCUGUUGCCCUGGCUGGAGUGCAGUAGAGUGAUCUCAGCUCACUGCAACCUCUGUCUCCUGGGUUCAAGCGAUUCUCCUGCCUCAGCUUCCUGAGUAGCUGGGACAACAGGUGUGAACCACCAUGCCCACUUAAUUUUUGUAUUUUUAGUAGAGAUGGGGUUUCACCAUGUUGGCCAGGCUGGUCUCGAACUCCUGACCUCAGAUGAUCCACCUGCCUUGGCCUCCCAAAGUGUUGGAUUACAGGUGUGAGCCACCACACCCGGCUCCCAUUUCCUUUUGAAGACAUGAAAUUAUUCAUAUUUCAGAGAAACCCUAUGACUAUAAGACAUGGGAAUACCUUCAGUUAUUUACAUGUGAAUAUGAGGAAGCAUUCAUACUGGACAGGAAACCCUGCGAAUGUAGGCAGUGUGGGAAAACCUUCAAUGGUCAUAUGACCUUUUAAGGACCAUGAGAAGGCAUAUGAAGUGUAAAGAAUUUUCAUAUGCCCUAUAAAUGUAAAGAAUUUAUAACCUUAAAAAUGUAAAGAAUGUGGAAAACCCUAUAAAUGUAAAAAAUGUGGAAAAACCUUUAUUUGUCUUAGUUUACUUGGAAACCAUGAACAAACUCACACUGGAAAGUGACUUCUUAAAUAUAGACAUUGUGAGAAAGCCUUCAGUUGGCCCACAUACUAAUAUGUGAGAAUGCAGACUGGAUAGAAAUCCUAUAAAAGUGAGAUAUAGCAAUGUUUUCCAUUUUAACAAAUGCUCAUGUGAUACUCCCUUAUGUGUGAAACUUCAAUCUCAUGUUGAAACUCCCACUAGGGAGGUACUGUAUAAAUGUAGAUAAUAUGGGAAAGCCUGAUGCAAAUUAAUUCAUGUAUAUUGUUCUAGAAAAUUCACAACAUGUCAGAAAUGUGAUAAAACAUAUUAUCAGUUACUGAUUCUUAAAAUGGAUCUCUGAAUUAUGGAUUUCUAUUACUUUCACAAAAGAACACUGAGGUGAGAUAAUUCUGUAAGCUCUUAUACAGUUGUACACAAGUUGAAUUGAUAGUAUUUUUUCAUUAAAUCAGUUUCUGAAAUUUUGUCUUUCCAUAUUGAAGUCUGUUAGAUUCAUGAGUGAAUUGAAGUGUAUUUAUAAUAAGCUAGCAGUUUUGAUUUUUAUAUAUUUUUUAGUUGUGCUGUAAUGGGCCAUCAAAAAAUGACAAUUUGGUAAUUUUUAGGAUUUCCUACUGGCCUUAUGUGGCAGGUACUAGAUAUCAUUAUAUGUAUUUCAUCUUUCUGACCAAAAGAGGCUUUUUUAGAGGAAGACAGAGUACCCUUUUUUCUAUUUUUUAUGCUAAAAAAUAAUCAUAAUAAAUUUUUGAGUCUGCAAAGUUUAUCAUACAGUAUACUCUCUCAUUGGAAUUAUUAUUUUCAUCUUCUGUUUGCUGUUUGUAAUUCCUUCUGGCUGUGAUUUGAAUAAUAGACUUUGCAUUAAUAAGAGAGAUCUGAGAUAGAACCAUAUAACCUAUAGCUGGAAAUGGCUGUCCUGGAUUGUGUUAACAUGGGUUAUGUUGUGACCUAUGUUUUCUAUAAUCUAACCUUUUAUGGCUCCACGGUAUAAUUCACCAAUAGCCUACUUGCAGGAGAUAUGGAAGGCAGAAGUGAAGAAAGCAUUAGUCAGGUUUUAUAGCCACCAUAUGUGGAGACAGAUGGAUGCAUAGGAGCUUCAGGGACACCUGCUUCCACCACAUUGUCCUGAUCCUUUGCUCUGCCAAUUGAGAGUAUUCUUAGAACCACCACUAACUGCUUGACUGCCAUAUUUUCCUUCCUUCCUUCCUUCUUUCUUUCCCUUUCCCUUUCUUUUCUUUCUUUACUUUCUUUUUCCGAGAUGGAGUCUUGCUCUGUCGCCCAGGCUGGAGUGCAGUGGUACGAUCUUGGCUCACUGCAACCUCUGCCUUCUGGGUUCAAGCAAUUGUCCUGCCCCAGCCUCCCAAGUAGCUGGGAUUAUAGGUGCCCACCAUCAAGCCCAGCUAAAUUUUUUUUGUAUUUUUAGUAGAGACAGGGUUUCAUCAUUGUUGGCCAGGCUGGUCUCAAACUCCUGACCUCAUGAUCUGCCCACCUUGGCCUUCCAAAGUGCUGAGAUUACAGGCGUGAGCCACUGUGCAUGGCCCCAGCUGCCAUAUUUUCAAAGAUGUAGUUUUCCACAAAUUGUCUUCAAAAGUUCUACUCAAAGAUGCACUGCAGUUGGAUUUUCCUAGAAACUCUAAUGUGUCCACCAGGCAACCAUUUAGACUCUUAAGGUUGGGAAUAUUCUCUGAUGCUCUGACUCACCUCAUCUCUAGGUUGAAUUUAUCCAAGGUAUUAUUUAUGUAAUAAACACCAUGUUUUAUUAACAGUA